Molecule: messenger RNA, 330 nt
Organism: Eruca vesicaria subsp. sativa (arugula)
Lineage: Eukaryota; Viridiplantae; Streptophyta; Magnoliopsida; Brassicales; Brassicaceae
Source: the annotation of a GenBank genome assembly
AUGCUGAGAGCUUAUGUGAAUCCGAAACUAAUCUCCAAGACUAAGAUAACAUCAUCAUGUCUUUACCUGAAGAGAGGAAGUGCGAGUGGAGGGAGGGAAGAAGGAAGAGCUCCUUCGACAGCGGAGGAGUUCACGAGACAAGGUGUUGCUAGCAAGACUGUGGAGAAGGCGUACGACGGAGUAGAGGAGGUGGUCAACGUAUCCAGUGAUUCUGUGGCGGGGAUGGAGAAAGUGAGAAAGGAGUUUCAAGAGAAGGAAGAGAGUAGAGAGUACUAUCCUAAGAAGGGAGAUGAUGAUGGUUUGCCUAUCAACACGUCUAAAGGAACAUGA